CCGUCAGCCGUCUGCAAUGAGUUUAGUUUUCAAAACAAGACUCUGCUUGCCGCUUGUAGGCUGCACUCGCAUCUAAACGAAAACUUAAGGCAGACUUGAAACCUGGUGAUUCGGAAGACUGUGCCUAUAUUAGUGUUUCGUGUGAUUUUGAUUUUUCUCUGAUAUUUUCUGCCUUUUCGGUAAAACGUGACGAAAAAAUGGACACCCUUCGCGAGCAGGUGAUGAUCAAUCAGUUUGUGCUGGCUGCAGGUUGUGCCAGGGAGCAAGCGAAACAGUUGCUACAAGCGGCUCAUUGGCAAUUCGAAACUGCUCUUAGUAUUUUCUUUCAAGAAGCUGCGAUACCUCCCUGUGCACAAGGACCUGGUACACAUUUUGGUCAAAUCACUCCAUGCAAUACACCGGCUACACCACCAAAUUUCCCCGAUGCACUUUUAGCGUUUUCCAAAAUGUCCGCGGGCGACAAAACUCCUUCGGGAAUGUCGCCAAGUCAAAAUGGAUUGCAUCAGAAUUCGAUGCAGAUCGGGAUGGCGCCACAACACCAUGGAGGACGGUGUAGCGUGACAGGGAAUGCGCAACAGCAAGCGCAGAGUCAACAAUUGGGCCUAGGCGAACCGCAGAGAUAAAAGAAACUCGUGACUUCGGCGGCCCCGUGUGUUAAGAUAUCCCGUGGCCGCGCGAUGUGCAUGUAAACGGUGUUUAAAAACAGGAAGCAUGGUUUAUAAAAGAUCGACUGGCUCCCCAGGAUUAUACGCUGUGUAACCGCAAGAGCGAUUAUUAGCCGAGAUUCACACGCUCGUAUCUCCUCCUCCGUAUCCCUAGAGAAAAAGGACGCAAGAUUUUUCUGGAAAAAAAAAUAAUAAUAAAAUAAUAAUAAAAAAAAAAAAAAACGUUGCGAGUGCACGGAGGAAAAUUCGAAUAAUAUUAAUAUUAUUUAGACGUGCACCUAGAAGAAACGAGAGAUCUCUCCGUAGAGAAUGGGAGAUCCUCCAUCUUUCAACUAUAAUAUAUAAAUAAAACGCGGUAUAAUACGAAUUUCUAGAAGUAGAGUAAAAAAAAAAAAAAAAAAAACGGAUCCUCUGUUGUUUAUUCUUGUUAUAUUCUUUGAUAUUGUGUUGUAAUAUUUGAAAAAACGCAAGACGAUCGAGCCUGUUGAAAAAAGGGGAAAAAAAAAGCUCUUGUCUUCUCUUCCAUUCGAUUAUUCUGAGUGAUAACACACGUAAAAAAAGAGAAAAAAGAAAAAAAAAAA
Messenger RNA from Apis mellifera (honey bee), 1246 nucleotides. RefSeq names its product UBA-like domain-containing protein 2. The coding region runs from base 198 to 623 and encodes 141 amino acids. The record is from RefSeq and is a predicted model, not a curated record. NCBI's taxonomy places the organism in Eukaryota, Metazoa, Arthropoda, Insecta, Hymenoptera, Apidae. The transcript has 4 exons. Gene Ontology annotation, molecular function: protein binding.